AUGGUUUUGGAGCUGAUGCGCUUCACGGAGAUGGUCGGGGUCUCCCUCAGCGUGCAGAGUGCAGAGUUGCUUUGCCGCUCAUUGGCGAUGCGGAGGGUCUACUGCCUCGUGCUGCUGGAUUCCCCCAGCGCAGCUUUGCAGCGAGCGGCCCGGGACCUGGAAGAGUCCCAUGCCAUGUACCAGGGCGAGGUGGCACAGAUUCGAGAAAGCGGUGGCGAGGUCGCCGAAGAUGAGGUCGAGUUCCACUACAUCAUGCAAGAGCGUGCGGAUUCAGAGAAAUGCCUGUGCGAUUCCAGGCGAAAAAGAGGACCAUCUGCAACGAAGCAUUUCUGCGGGGUGGACUGGUCCUGUGCUUUGCCGCCACCACAUCUUUGUUGA
Messenger RNA from Symbiodinium sp. CCMP2592, 378 nucleotides. NCBI's taxonomy places the organism in Eukaryota, Dinophyceae, Suessiales, Symbiodiniaceae. The record is from the annotation of a GenBank genome assembly.